AUCCGUUUGGAAUGCCCACUUUCGGGCAUGGAACUUCUAGCAUUCGCACACCAGAUUUUGCGCGGGGUUAAUUAUAUCCAUUCUGCUGGUGUUGUGCUCCAAGACCUCUCACCGGAUAACAUUCUUAUCAGUGAGGCUGGCGCAGUCAAGAUUGCAGGAUGUGGGAACCCUCACCUGUCCAUUGCCUCCGACGGAGAUACCGGUCAGCCUUUGAACCUAUACCAAGCACCAGAAUUGACUCUACGCUACGGUCGUUUGGUAAGGUGUUAUAUUGAGUUGGCGUGCUAACUUAGCCCUACUGACUUCUGGGCAGUCUGCGGCUGCCAAUGUCUGGUCGGUGGGAUGCAUCAUUGCGGAACUAGCGACGGGCCGACCGAUCUUCAGUGCUACUACCCUCCGAAGCCAUGUACGCAGGAUCAUUGAACUCACGGGAU
This is a messenger RNA of Pisolithus orientalis, 434 nucleotides long. RefSeq lists its product as uncharacterized. The record is from RefSeq and is a predicted model, not a curated record. The coding region runs from base 28 to 288 and encodes 86 amino acids. The transcript is spliced from 2 exons. Gene Ontology annotation, molecular function: protein kinase activity; ATP binding. NCBI's taxonomy places the organism in Eukaryota, Fungi, Basidiomycota, Agaricomycetes, Boletales, Pisolithaceae. Gene Ontology annotation, biological process: protein phosphorylation.